AUGAGUGAUUGGCCACGUUUGGCCGACCGACAAUGGGUAGAAGAAACGAAUAAACGAGUACAAGCCCAGGAAUGUCAUCGUGCUGCCUUAGCAAGCGCAGAGUCUUCAGACGAAAAUGCACUUCAUUCUCUCGACUCAACUCUUAAGAAAACGACGGCGUUCAUGAAAAAGUUGAAAUCGCUGUCAGCACCAAGUGUUCCAUCUCUAAUUGAGGACCUCUCUCGACUGAAUCUCUCGAAAUUUGUCGAGGAAAUGGCCGCCGGCAUUGCCGAGACAAAGCUAAAACCGUCAGAUGUUAUUCCCAUCGUGGAUCUCUGCGUCGCGAUUGCGUCCCGUUACUCAAAAUUUCCGGAAUUGCUACUAACUGAGAUCAGAAAAGGUUUGCCACUCAAACGAACGGAUAAGAUCGCGAAUCCGGGGAAGCUUCGAAUAGAUGUUCGAUUACUUUGCGAGUUGAUUCUUUGCGGUGUUGUUGGAAAAGAAGGUCUCCAGACGUUAGGAGCUACACUGUCGUUUAUCUGUUUAACAGAUAAAGGGGAGCACUCAAACGUUGGUUUGCUUUGUUCAUUAUGUCGACCAGUUGGAUGGCAAAUCGCAGGAAUUGUUCCUACACCUGAGAGUUCAGAUACCAUUUCUAUUGAACAAGAUGCGUUGGCGGUAAAUGAUGCUAUUAGUGGGGAUCACCGAAAAGUUGUACACGACUUGUUCACAAAUUAUCACAUUGGCAUGUUGCGACACCUCGAGAAAGCUUGUGCUACAAUGAAUGUUGUGCAGAAAAGAGUGAAACGUCAGGAAAGAACGAGAGGAGAUGCAACAAGUGAAGAUAAAGCAGAGCUUGAGACUGCUAAAACAGAGUUUGAGCGUUUAAAAACACUUGCCACUGAAUUGAGCAACUCUCUUGGAGUGCCGAUGGUUGAACUGAAAGAAGAACCCAGCGACAACGAAGAAGACGAAGCGGCAGCCAUGGAGAUGGACAAGGCUCUAGCAGAAGGACAUGUUUCGCUGUGGCCUGACGAUGAAACACGAUUAUUCUACGAGAAUCUUAUUGAUAUUAGGAACAUCGUGCCAAGAAGUUUGUACAAAGAAUCGGAAGAGAGGACCAUCCAAGAAAACGACUUGAAAACGUCUGUUGACGAUAUUGACGUCGACGGACUUGAGGGAGAUGAUCGUGAUGUGGAAGCGGAAGCAGGAUCCGAAAAUGUGGAAGAACCUUAUCGACCGAAAACGCCACCCUCUCCCUCUUCGUCGGUUCAACUUAACGAAGAGCUGUCAGCGGUAGCUGAUCCAACUUUGAUUACUUCAGAAGAAAUGAAACAAUUAGCCCAGAAGUUCUUUUUGAAUUUGGAUCAUCUCGUUAAUAGAGAUACGACAGAUCAAUGUGCUCUUGACUUUGUAUCAAAUCUUAACUUGAAAAGCUAUAGGAAGAAACUUGUGAAAGUGCUAUUCGCAGUGCCUUCAUCACGAUUGGAUCUGUUACCAUUCUACGCGCGCCUUGUUGCUUCUCUCUCACCUGUGAUGCCAGAUCUCACCACUGAGUUGUCGAGUAUGCUAAUAAAACAGUUCAGGGAGUAUGUCCAGCGAAGCGGCCAAGACAGAGUGGAGGAGAAAAUCAAAUGUGUGAUGUUCAUAGCUGAACUGGUGAAAUUUGGUGUUAUUCCUCGUGCCGAAGCGCUUUCGUGUCUUCGUCAAUUGGUUUAUGAUUUCCGAGGGCAUUCCAUCGAUAUGGUGUGUGCAAUGAUCGAAACUGCAGGUUUUUAUCUCUACAGGAAUACCGACAGUCAUCCCAAGAUGAAAAUCAUCUUGGAUGUGGUACAGAAGAAGAAAGAGCGAAUAAAGGAUGUGCGACAUACAAUGCUGAUUGAUAAUGCUUUCUUCGCCUGUAUCCCACCAGCCGACUCAGCUGCCGCCAGAAGAGCUCAAGCUGAACCACCGCUGAUGAUAUUCAUUCGACAUCUUGUUGUUGACAUUGAUGAACACAACGUCAAUGCAAAUAUCAAAUGCAUCAGAAGGCUUGCAUGGGAUGACGUGACGGUUUCUGGGUGGUGCCUUAAAUACCUCACAUCUCCUUGGCUCUUACCCUAUGCGAAUCUGCUCCAUCUUGCGAGUGCUGUUGCUGGACUCCAAGGACUCACCCAUUAUGAUUGGAUAUCAACUUAUGUGAUAGAUGCUUGUCAAGAAAUGAUAAGAAUAUCGCUUGAAGUACCAGGAAUAUUCAAUCAGAAAGCAAUUGCAACUGCCUGCUAUUUAGGAGAAUUAUACAAUUAUAGCGUUUGCGACACCCCGGUAAUAUAUAAGGUACUCUAUCAAAUUAUCUCUUUCCCCGAAACGGAUCCAUUGUCAUGGCAGGAGUUCUAUCGUGUCAGGAUGGUAUGUGAACUUCUGAAUACCAUAGCAGAUUUCUUCCAAACGGGACGUGCUCGACGAAAAAUGGACUACUUCCUCACAUACUUCCAUCGGUUUUACUGGAUGAAGCGGGAACAGUGGAAAGUGAAUGCGGCUGCCAGUGAACCAUUAGCAGCGAUAGAUGAAGGAGGAGAUUCAGCGACCGUUGAACCACCGAGAUUUCCUGCUGAUGUAGAAGCGGAGUACAGGGAAUGUAUGAGGCAUUUACGCAAGAGUGCGCCACUUCCUAAGGAUUUAACUGAGGCGGAGAAAGCUGUAGAACAGAUGGAACAGCAAUUGAAAGAGAAGGUUUUGCUGGCUAGCGGUAGUGCCGAUGAAGAGGAAGAGGAAGAAGACGAAAGAAGAGCUCCGGACCGUGGAUUGCAUCAGAUAGCAGAGGAGGACGAGGAGUACGGUAGCGAUAGUGAGAGGACAGCGGCCGUAAUUGCAGACGACGAUGCAGACGAGAAAGUAUGUGUACAUGUGGAGAAACCGACGAUCCAACCGGAAGACGAAGAAUUUAUGCGACAAUUGGAUAGAAUGCUUGCCGAACAGGCUAAGAUGACACCUCAACAAGCGGUCGUAGCGAAUCCCUCAGUGGACAUGACGGUGCCGCCAGCGGUUCGAAAUCGAUUCCAACGACAAAUCUGUUUUGAAGACUCUCCCGGUGGAUCUAAGAACGUUGAAAAUGCGAAACCUUCGAUGAAAGUAUCAUUAAUGGCAAGAGGAAAAGGAAAUAAGUCAGUGCUGAAGACGGUAUCGAUCGAAGAGUCAGCGUUACAUGAAGCAUGGAAAAAGGAGCGAGAACGUGAGGAUCUGGAGCGAGCCGAUAUUAAACGAGUCACCUUAGGCCAUACGGCACGUAUAUUUGCCGAAGAGGAACAGGAAAUGCGUCAACAAAUCUACUCACAUAGCCGAUUCAAUUAG
Messenger RNA from Necator americanus (New World hookworm), 3309 nucleotides. RefSeq lists its product as uncharacterized. The transcript is spliced from 24 exons. The record is from RefSeq and is a predicted model, not a curated record. Lineage: Eukaryota; Metazoa; Nematoda; Chromadorea; Rhabditida; Ancylostomatidae. The coding region runs from base 1 to 3309 and encodes 1102 amino acids. Gene Ontology annotation, biological process: nuclear-transcribed mRNA catabolic process, nonsense-mediated decay. Gene Ontology annotation, molecular function: protein binding; RNA binding. Gene Ontology annotation, cellular component: cytoplasm; exon-exon junction complex.